This is a messenger RNA of Drosophila serrata, 1371 nucleotides long. It is a transcript of the gene Rpt6R, whose product is annotated as Regulatory particle triple-A ATPase 6-related. Gene Ontology annotation, molecular function: ATP hydrolysis activity; ATP binding. Lineage: Eukaryota; Metazoa; Arthropoda; Insecta; Diptera; Drosophilidae. The record is from RefSeq and is a predicted model, not a curated record.
CAAAAACUCUCAUAUCAUCCCAAAAAGCUCAGUAGGCCAGCCCGCUUCAGUUCGAUUGAAAAUUAAACCAAAAUUAAAAGAACAAAACUGAAACUGGAAAAGAUGAAUAUCGAUGUGGGCGUAAAUGGUGGGGCUGGUGAUGGCGGAUUCAAUUCUUACUUCACACAAAAGAUAUCUGAACUUCAGUAUAUAGUGUCGGAACGCCAGAAGAAUCUGCUCCGUUUGCAGGCUCAGAGGAAUGAACUCAACGCGAAGGUUCGCUCUCUUCGCGAGGAGCUGAUGCUGCUCCAAGAGCAAGGCAGCUAUAUUGGAGAGGUCGUUAAGCCCAUGGACAAGAAUAAAGUCCUGGUAAAGGUGCAUCCCGAAGGGAAGUACGUAGUAGAUGUGGACAAGAACAUCAAUAUCAAGGAUGUGACCACGAGCAGCCGUGUGGCUCUAAGGAAUGAGAGCUACACUCUCCACAAGAUACUGCCCAACAAGGUGGAUCCUCUGGUUUCCUUGAUGUUGGUGGAAAAGGUUCCUGACUCCACCUACGAAAUGGUCGGCGGCCUGGACAAACAGAUCCAGGAGAUCAAGGAGGUUAUAGAGCUGCCAGUGAAGCACCCGGAACUUUUCGAUGCCUUGGGCAUAGCCCAGCCAAAAGGAGUGCUCCUCUAUGGACCUCCUGGCACUGGGAAAACUCUCUUGGCCCGUGCCGUGGCUCAUCACACCGAGUGCACCUUCAUCCGUGUCUCAGGAUCAGAGUUGGUCCAGAAGUUCAUUGGCGAGGGAUCCCGCCUGGUGCGGGAACUAUUUGUGAUGGCCCGAGAACAUGCUCCCUCGAUAAUAUUUAUGGAUGAAAUUGAUUCAAUUGGUUCGUCCCGCUUGGAGACGGGCACAGGUGACUCCGAAGUGCAGCGCACCAUGCUGGAGCUACUCAACCAAUUGGAUGGCUUCGAGGCCACCAAGAACAUCAAGGUUAUCAUGGCCACCAAUCGCAUCGAUGUCUUGGAUAAGGCUUUGCUGCGUCCUGGUCGCAUAGAUCGGAAGAUUGAGUUUCCACCACCAAAUGACGAGGCCAGAUUGGACAUUUUGCAUAUUCACUCGCGAAAGAUGAACCUCACCCGGGGCAUAAAUAUGCGCAAGAUUGCCGAACUCAUGCCGGGAGCAUCUGGUGCUGAGGUCAAAGGGGUCUGCACUGAGGCCGGAAUGUAUGCUCUACGGGAGCGACGUGUCCAUGUCACCCAGGAGGACUUUGAGAUGGCCGUCUCCAAGGUGAUGAUGAAGGACUCUGAGAAGAAUAUGUCCAUGAAGAAAUUCUGGAAGUAAUUCUACAACAAAUGUGAUAAUUAUAAUUUGUCAAAUUAAUAAAGAACGACAGCGCAAAUUAAA